AUGUUAUUUCUACCACCACAACAACCAGUUGUGACUGCACAAACGAAUAAUGAAGACACCAUCAACCCAGUCCCUCCCCAGCAGCGCUCCUUUAGUGAGCCAAGGAAGACGAUGAUUUCAUCUGGUGUUGUUUUUCAAUACAAGAAGAGUCAUCAUGAAGAAGAACAAGAAGAAAGUAGGAAUAACGAUUGCGUGAUAUGCUUGGACAAGUUUGAAGAAGGAGAACUUUGUAGGGUUCUUGAUAGAUGCAACCAUGUCUACCAUCGAUUCUGUAUCGAUAAGUGGCUCUUCAAGGACACACAUUGCCCGCUCUGUCGCUCUUCUGUUUGCCACGAACGCACUGUUGACGAUCGAGUGCUCGACCAAGUUUAA
Molecule: messenger RNA, 372 nt
Organism: Tripterygium wilfordii
Lineage: Eukaryota; Viridiplantae; Streptophyta; Magnoliopsida; Celastrales; Celastraceae
Product: RING-H2 finger protein ATL16-like
Exons: 2
Coding region: 1-372 (123 amino acids)
Source: RefSeq, a predicted model, not a curated record